Messenger RNA from Aspergillus oryzae RIB40, 618 nucleotides. RefSeq lists its product as uncharacterized. Lineage: Eukaryota; Fungi; Ascomycota; Eurotiomycetes; Eurotiales; Aspergillaceae. The transcript has a single exon. The coding region runs from base 1 to 618 and encodes 205 amino acids. The record is from RefSeq and is a predicted model, not a curated record. Gene Ontology annotation, cellular component: membrane.
AUGGGCUGUGGAGCCCGUCUCAUCUCCUCCUGGGACAUACACGACAAAUUGUCCUGGGCAGCACAGAAACUGCUCCUCCUCUGGGGUCCAGCCCUGAUCAUGUUCACCAUCUGCCUAUCCAGCACCGAAUUCACAAAAACAUACAAACCCAAACGUUUCGUCCCUCCGUGGAUCGCACGACCACUCUACUUCGCGCUCAAUACCGUCCUCUUUCUUCUUAUGAGUCUUGCGGCUUUUAUGGAAGUCGCAACUGCUGAGCAUGAGGUCCAUGCCGGUCAUAAACUCUUGAGAGCUGUUUUCAUUAUUCGACUUCUUUUUUGGACUUUUAUAUUGCUCGGUAAUACGGCGUCCCAUAAUGAUCAUCAAUGCCAGCCCGGGAACAAUGUUCAUAUGAAGCCCAGGUUUGAGCAAUACUAUCUUGUGCUUCAGGACUUCUUCAUUGUCGCCUUUAUACACAACAUCAUACAAUUAGUACGGCUUUAUUCGGGGCCAGAUGGCUUUAUGAAUGCUACGGAGUGGCCACUUUAUGCUUUGGAUAUUUUGUUGGGGACGCGACCGUUAUUAGAAUGGAAGAUCUGGUAUUGGUCGGGUGGUUGUAUGAAGAGCGUUGGUAGUUAG